CGCUCUCUCCUUCUCUCUGCCACUGGGCUCGGCUUGCUUUGCCUCCGCGAAGGGAUCCCAGGAGCAGCCACCAUGGCCGACAUGAAAACAGGCAUCUUUGCGAAAAAUGUCCAGAAGAGACUGAACAGGGCGCAGGAAAAGGUCCUUCAGAAGCUAGGGAAAGCUGAUGAAACAAAAGAUGAGCAGUUUGAAGAGUAUGUUCAGAACUUCAAACGGCAAGAGGCAGAAGGUUCCAGGCUCCAAAAAGAACUCCGAGGAUAUUUAGCCGCAAUCAAAGGCAUGCAGGAUGCUUCAAAGAAGCUUACAGAGUCUCUGCAUGAAGUAUAUGAGCCUGACUGGUAUGGCCGGGAAGAUGUAAAAACAGUCGGAGAGAAAUGUGAUGUGCUUUGGGAAGAUUUCCAUCAAAAGUUGGUAGAUGGGUCAUUGCUGACCUUGGACACAUAUCUGGGACAGUUUCCUGAUAUAAAGAAUCGUAUUGCAAAGCGGAGCAGGAAGCUGGUGGACUAUGACAGUGCGAGACAUCACUUGGAAGCCUUGCAGAGUUCAAAGAGAAAAGAUGAAGGCAGAAUUUCCAAGGCAGAAGAAGAGUUUCAGAAAGCACAAAAAGUAUUUGAAGAUUUUAACAUCGAUUUGCAAGAAGAGCUGCCAUCUUUAUGGUCAAGACGUGUUGGCUUUUAUGUGAACACAUUCCAAAAUAUCUCCAGCCUUGAAGCCAAAUUUCACAAAGAAAUAACUUUGCUAUGCCAUAAACUUUAUGAGGUGAUGAAUAAACUCGGAGAACAGCAUGCUGACAAGGCCUUCACUAUUCUAGGAGCACCCAGUGAUUCAGGUCCACUGCGCAUUGCAACUACUCCAUCACCGCCUGAAGAGGCCUCGCCUCCGCUUAGCCCUGAAGCAAGUCCAAAUCAUACAUUGGCAGCACCACCGUCUCCAGCACCAGCACGGCCUAAAUCUCCUUCACAGCUGAGGAAAGGACCCCCUGUCCCACCGUUGCCUAAACUCACACCAACAAUAGACCUGCAACAGGAGAAUAUCAUCAGCUUGUUUGAUGACAACUUCGUCCCAGAAAUAAAUGUGACAACUCCGUCACAGAAUGAAGUUCCUGAAGCUAAAAAAGAAGAGUCCUUGUUAGACAUGGACUUUGAUCCUUUCAAGCCUGAUGCUGCAUCUACUGUGGUAACCCAUUCGCCAAUGUCUCAGACGCUACCCUGGGAUCUAUGGACGACAAGCAGUGAACUGGUGCAGCCGGCACCCAGCAGUGCUUUUAAUGGAUUCACACAGGAUACUUCCCUAUUCUCAAUGCAAUCAAGUCAGAAUGUGAUAGAUAACAUGGCUGAGGCAGAAGAAACUCCAUCUUUAGACCUCCAGGAGGAGGAAGCCCUAAUUGCACCUGAUGUUGCUACCGAGCCAGAAGCACAGCCUGUGGAGGCUGGUGAGCCAGAAGCUGAAACUGUGGAUACUGUAGAAUCAGGUGCAAAGGAGGAGACACCAGAACUUUCUGAGAAAGAGUGUGAGUUACAGAUGGAUUCUGUAAUGGAGGUUCCUACCGAAGCUGAGGGUGUUGAUGUCACUGCUGCAAAUGAAGGUGAAGUUGCUAUUGUUGCUGAAACAGGUGUUGUGGAAAGUGACAUACCUUGCACUGAAGGAAAAGCAGAGGAAUCUCAGGAAAACCUCAGCAACAUCCCGUCAGUAGUAAUAGAGCCUGCAUCAAACAAUGAAGGUGAUGGAGAAGAUCAUGAGGUUCUAGUGAAUGAAUCUAAAGAUGCUGUGGAAGAUCCUGGCACUCAGGGUGCUGAAGGCCUAGCUGGUGAACCUUCAGAGGCUGCAAGUGAGCCCAAACCCAUCAAAGAUGUACCGGCUGCAUCUCCUGAGGAACAGCCUGUAUCAGCACAUGUCGGCAUGCCACCUGGCUUCCUCUUUAAGGUUGAAGCGCUACAUGAUUUUGAGGCAGCCAAUAAUGAUGAGCUGAACUUGCUGCGUGGAGACACUGUAUUAGUAAUCCCAUCUGCAGCAGCUGCUGAUCAGGAAGCAGGCUGGCUAACAGGCAUUAAGGAAUCUGACUGGCUUCAAUACAAAGAUGUAGCUCCAUAUAAGGGACUUUUCCCUGAGAACUUCACCCGCCAUUUGGAGUAG
Molecule: messenger RNA, 2133 nt
Organism: Elgaria multicarinata webbii
Lineage: Eukaryota; Metazoa; Chordata; Lepidosauria; Squamata; Anguidae
Gene: AMPH
Product: amphiphysin
Exons: 22
Coding region: 73-2133 (686 amino acids)
Biological process (GO): synaptic vesicle endocytosis
Cellular component (GO): synaptic vesicle; plasma membrane; cytoplasm
Molecular function (GO): protein binding; phospholipid binding
Source: RefSeq, a predicted model, not a curated record